CCAACACACAAACCAGUAGUCACCAAUAACACUGCCUUUCUUCUCCUUCCAGAGAGUCGCGCUGAAGCCAUAAGAUCAGCAAGACGCCGCGGCCUCAACAGCUACACGGACAGCCUGCACGGCCUCGACCCAGCAGCAGCACCAGCAGGAGGAGGAGGAGGUGGAGAGGGAGAUGACGGGGGAGGCGGAGGAGGAGGACUUGGAAUCGGAGUCAGCAUAGGAGGCAGUGAGGAAGUAAGAGGAGAGGACGGCCUUGUGGGAGACCAAGGAGUUGAAACAGGAGGAGUUGGAGGAGCAGGAGUGCCGGGAGGAGGGGCAGGCGCCAUGUAUGCCUUCCAUCACGUGGACGGGAGCGGGAAAACCUACCUGAACCCCCGCAACGCCCCCUCCGACUCCUGCCCGAGGGACGACGCCGCCAUAGCAAGGAUGGGUCGCACGUGCCUCAGGAAGUGCAGUAACGACGAUGACUGUCUGAGCCGGCGGAAGGUGUGCCUCUGUGACGGCGUGUGUGGCCUCAGCUGUAUCAAGCCAGACAAGGAGUGCGUGGACCUGGACAACCCUCCCAACGGCUUCGUGGACGUGAAGGGCAAGGUGGUGGGUUCCGUGGCUACCUACUCGUGCAAGGAGGGUUACCACCUCAUCGGGCAGGUCACACGCCACUGCCAGGCCAACGGGAUAUGGACCUCAGCCCCCCCGGAGUGCAGAGAAAACCUGUACUGCACCGACCCGCCCGUCAUCCCCAACGCGCGGCACAACGGGAAGGAAGGACAGACCCGCUUCGAAGUCAACCAGAAGCUCCAGUUCUCCUGCUACGAGGGCUACACGACCCGGGGGUUCUUCGAGGCCAAGUGUCUCCUCUACAACAACACGAUGCAGUGGUUCGGCCCAGAGAUCGAGUGUGAACCCAAGACGUGUGGCGACCCCGGUGAUAUCCUGAACGGCGUCAAGGAGGGCAACUGCUUCACCUUCUCCUGCCGCGUCACCUACAACUGCCGGCCGGGCUUCGAACUCGUGGGCGCCAACAACUACUACUGCCAGCACGACGGUACCUGGCGGCCGAGAGAGCUGCCCGCCUGCACCCCCGUGCAAUGCGACAUACCAGAGAACCCUGAGAACGGCAAGGCCAUCUUCAUCGCCGUCUCGUACAACGCCGUGGUGUCCUACGAGUGCGAGUACGGCUUUAUGAUCGUCGGCUCCCCCACGCGGCGCUGCGGCCCGGACAAAAAGUGGAGCGACGUUGAACCCAAGUGUAAACAGAUCGACUGUGGACACCCGGGGAAUCUGUCCAACGGGUGGCUGGACAAUAUCGAGCAGGGGACGGCUCUCGGCUCGUCAAUCAUCUUCCGCUGCUACCCCAACAUGACCAUUGAGGGAGACCAGUCCACCGUGUGUCAGGCCGACGGCUCCUGGAGCAGGCCGCUGCCCAUGUGUCUGGCCCCGUGCAUCGUGCCCACCAUCGAGCACGGCAGGAUACGCAACGAGACGCGCUCCGGCAUGCAGGUAUCACACGGCCAGACCAUCGACGUGCAGUGCAACGAGAACUACGAGCUCGCGUACAGCCAGGCGCCCUCCCUCUGCUACAACGGCACGUGGACCAACUACCCGCGCUGCCAACCAGCCCGGUGCAAGCGGCUGCCGGAGCGCCCUCGUCAUGGCAUGGUGAUAGCCCCCAAGACGGACCACGGCAGACUGGCCAGGUUCCGCUGCAAGGACGGCUAUGUGCCCGACGUGAACAUAACCUACACAAAAUGUCACUAUGGGAACUGGACCAACCCUACGCCCAAGUGCAUUGAGGUGUAUUGUCCCUUCCCCGGCGAGUUACCUAACGGCAGAGUCCUUCUGGUGGGCAAUAUGGGCAUGUACGACUAUCGCUCCUACGUCAAGAAGGUGAAAAACAACCGUCAGCUGAGGUUCUCGUGUAACCGCGGCUACUUCCUAGUGGAAGGGCCGCCGGGAGCCACCUGUGUACACGGCACCUGGAGUCCCAAGGAGAUGCCCAGGUGUAAGCCAGACAUGCACCCGCGCCUCCGCUGGGUCAAGAGAUCCCUGGACGAGGAGCAGCUGUUGCCCACGACGCCCAUGCCUAUCCUCGACGCUAGCCGCUGGGACGAGGACGAGGGCGGUGAGGAUGAGGACGAAGAGGAAGAAUUUGAAAUGCAUGAGGAGGAGAUGGAGAAAGAGGAAAAAGAGGAGGAAGAGGAAGACGAGGACAACAUGAUACAGGGAGAAGCAAGUGACUUUGAAGCGAGAAUGAAGACGGGAGGGGGGAGGUGGAAGAAGAUGCAAAUCCCCAUCACCAGCGACUCCAUCACUCCAUCGCCACUCCCCACGGACAACCCCAGUCGACCCCUAUACCCCUCCACCCUCCUCCUCGGUCUCCUCCACUCAGGAACCCCUCAGGACGGCCGCGUGAAGGCCUCCCUCGGUAGGACGCUUCGUGGCCCUCUGGCGGACUACUACAAGGUGAUGAAGGAUGAAAAUAAGACCUUGGCCUCCUCUUCCGGUCCCGUCGUGAGGGUGCCGAGAAACGUGAUCGAGAAGGAGAAGAAACGGAAGAGGAGAAAUAAGUGGAAGAAAAAGGGCAAGAGAGACUCCCCUUCGCCCGUGCCCCACUGUGACCCGAUCCCAAGCCAACCGUACCUGCGCGUUGAGGUGGCACGGCGCGGCAGGGACAGCAACUACACGUAUUCCGCCGGGGCGCGCAUCAAGGUAACCUGCCUGCACGGGUACGGCCUCAACAUCGGGAACAGGACGGCCAAGUGUGCGCGGCGAGGGAAGUGGAAGCCCAAGAAGCCGGAGUGUGUGACGCUGCCGUGCUCCGUGCCCAAGAAGUCUCACGGGCAGUUCGUGUACGGCGGGGUGAACGUGCAGCCCCGCGCAGUCAUCAACCACGGCGAGGAGGUCAAGUUCACCUGUCAGAGCGGCUACACGGUGAUCGGGUCCGUCACGAUGCGAUGCUGGUACGGGACGUGGGCGGCGACGGCGAAGGCUCCGGAGUGUGUGGCCAACAACUGUGAGUUACCGGAGCUGAGUAACGGGAAGUACAACAGCGGCUACAAGAAGGGCCUCACCAUCAUCCACGGCGCCUCCAUUCCCUACACCUGUGACGAAGGUUACCUCAUGAGCGCCCACGACGUCUCUUGUUACCUGGGGCUGCUGAGACCCGCCCCGCCAGCCUGCAUUCGGCCCGUUCAGAUUCUGCCCAAAUUAGUGGAGCAGGUUGUCUCUCCUCAUCCCUUACCUGCCCCGGUCCCGAUUAAGAAAGAUGAGCCGACUCCAGACAACAGAGGUGGCGACAACAGCGGCCUCAAGAGAGAGUCGUGUGGACCCCCCGUGGUGGUGCCGGACUCUCAAGGCUUCGCACGAGACCUGCCCAUCAGCGAGGAUUGGACGUAUCAAGAUGGCGAGGAGGUCACCUUUACCUGCAAGACCAACAACAUCGGCGUCAAAACCACCUGGAAAGUGACCUGCAUGAACGGCACCUGGCAGGGCGGAAGGUCACUCUUUACCUGUGGCGCUGACGGGGCAGACAGCACGGACGCCACGAGCAAGCCGGGGGAGGAGCACGAGGAGGAAGUGGACUAUGGUACGCAGCCUUGCAAGUGGGAGAAGUCGGAGCCUAAAGUCGUGACCUUCUUCGGCGACCAAGAGCUCACGGAGGAGGCGACGUUCCAGCCUGCCGAUGAGCUGGUAUCCAGGUGUGUCGACAUAGGUAAAUACGCCCUAAUUGGUUCCGUGAGAAGGAGGUGCAAGGACGGCGGGUGGACGGGGGAGAAGCCGAUCUGUCAAGGGCUGAGUCAAGAGAAUGAUUAUUCGUUGGACAAGCCCCCGACCAUCCUGUUCCGCCACGAGCACGGUCCGAUGGCCCAGAGCAAUGAUGGGAAGCUGGUGGUAUUCCCCGACACGGUGCUCCACCUCGAGUGUCUCUUCAGGAGGCGACACGGAACGCCCAAGUGGAACGUCUCCCUCUCCAGCUCAUUCUUGCGAGGAAAGAAGCGACGAAGGAAGGGAAGCAAGAAGGGAAUGAAGGGCGGAGGAAAACCAAGAACGGGAGGCACUCUGGUGCCAUACCCGAACGGCUGGGCCAACGCGCCGGGGAGGAACAUGCAGCUGGAGUAUCGUCUGACCAUCUCGAAGGCUCAACCCAAGGACAGCGGCGCUUACGCGUGCACCACUCCUAUGGGGCACAAACACGUGGUCACGGUGGAGAUAAAGAGUGUCUAUUGCCCCUCUAUGGAGUCGUACAACCUCACGGAGUACAACCCGCAGCUUGUCUAUGAGCCGCCCAACGAUCAUAAACUCAGUACUGAAAUCAACUUCUCGUGUGUCCCCGGCUUCUCCCUGAUCGGGGCUCCCAUGAUAAAGUGCUUACCGUCGGGCAAUUGGUCGGCGCCUAUACCGGAUUGCGAGAUGGAUAAAUGUGUCCCACCGGCGCCCCCUGAAAAUGGCAUAAUGACGGGGGAGAGCAAGCCGCCCUACCAUGCCGGGGACGUGGUGGAGGUGAAGUGCGACUCCAACUACAUGUUGGAGGGCAAACAGCUGCUCGUGUGCCAGGAGGACGGCCAGUGGUCAGCCGAAGUGCCCAAGUGUCUGCUCGCCUGCACGUACCCCGGCACCAUCAUCUCGGGCACAAUGAGCUCCAUCAAGUUCUACUACCCCAUCAACGACAACAUCACCUACACAUGCAGCGAGGGCUUCGUGCUGGACGGCGCCCGCUCCAUCGUGUGUCUGGAGGGCGGCAGCUGGUCGGCGCAAGUCCCCACGUGUCUCCCCGUCGAGUGAAAGAAAAUGGGACGCGUGUAUGCAUCAAAGUCCCAUUUUCCUUUAUCCCAGAAAACUUGUUUAAGAUGGGAAACUUUUCAAUAUUCUGACUACAGCAAAUAACUGCCCGACACAUAUACCUGACUCGCAGAAUGGGAGACUGUCAACUUUUCAGCUAAUAUGUCACACUAAAAACAACAAACUCACUCGGAAGAGAGGAUCAAGUUCUUCGUAAAGUCGCCAUUGAAACUCUCAUUGCAGGACACAAGAUUUCGAAUGAGGCGACCUAAUUCUCCAGAUGCUUCCUUAAUAUUUUUCAGACUUUCUAAAGAAUGACCGGAAAAAAACCCCAUUAGGGUACUGAACGUUUCAUAAUGUUCUAGCGAGUAUAUUCUAUGGUGGUAUCGAACCCCUUAUUGUGAGGUUAUAAAGAGAAAUAACCAAAACAAUAAGAACGAGUGACGUCAGGAGAGAGAGAGAGAGAGAGAGAGAGAGAGAGAGAGAAUUAUUGCGUGUUACUCAGCGCACCGUAACAUAUCACUAACUAAUAUCACUCAAAUGUUCACACCCGGACUAUAACAAGAUCUCCCUUUUCCUGCCUCCCCUCUCACUCCUGAUCAAGAGAAUGCGAAAAGAGGGAGAAGAAAAGUGAUGUAAGUAACCAAAGUACGAGAGAGAGAGAGAGAGAGAGAGAGAGAGAGAGAGAGAGAGAGAGAGAGAGAGAGAGAGAGAGAGAGAGAGGGGGGGGGGGGGGC
Molecule: messenger RNA, 5516 nt
Organism: Eriocheir sinensis (Chinese mitten crab)
Lineage: Eukaryota; Metazoa; Arthropoda; Malacostraca; Decapoda; Varunidae
Exons: 25
Coding region: 325-4782 (1485 amino acids)
Cellular component (GO): extracellular region
Molecular function (GO): peptidase inhibitor activity
Source: RefSeq, a predicted model, not a curated record